This is a messenger RNA of Caenorhabditis briggsae, 807 nucleotides long. The coding region runs from base 1 to 807 and encodes 268 amino acids. Lineage: Eukaryota; Metazoa; Nematoda; Chromadorea; Rhabditida; Rhabditidae. Gene Ontology annotation, molecular function: DNA-binding transcription factor activity, RNA polymerase II-specific; RNA polymerase II transcription regulatory region sequence-specific DNA binding. Gene Ontology annotation, cellular component: nucleus. Gene Ontology annotation, biological process: regulation of cell population proliferation; anatomical structure development; regulation of transcription by RNA polymerase II. The record is from RefSeq and is a predicted model, not a curated record. The transcript is spliced from 4 exons.
AUGAUUCCGGCAAGCCUCCUACAAGCACUAUUUCCAAAUUUGGUGAAUCCCCAAAAUUUGCCAGAAACCGAAGAAAAGAAACCCGAGAAAUUGCCAAAGAAGGACGUUGUCGCUCAAAUUGGCUCUCAAAAUGAACAAAUUCCAAAUGGAUUCGAAACAGAAAUUCCAAGCAAGGAGGAUGUAUUUGAGGAGGUUUCGGGAAGACUUUCUCAUCACACCGAAUCUAUUACCUAUCAGGUUACCACCGAGGAAGUGAGAAGACGUCUGUUUGGUCCCGAGAAUCUCAACAGCUCUAGUAUGGCACAGAAUUUGAGAAGAGCAAAAUCCCGAGCUGGCGGGGAAAUUCUUCGAAAGCAAUUGGAACAAAAAGGGGUGACAUUGAAAUUGAAUCAGAGACAAACGGAAGUGUUUCCCAAUCAAAUGUUUGCAUUGGUUGAAGGAGAGGCUAUUCAUAUGGCAAAAGAUAUGGAGGAGCUUGUUGAUGAGCAAUAUAACAGUAAUCAGAUUGCUCAGGAAGUUGUCGAUGAGCUGGAAGACGAUAAGUUGGAUUUUGAGGGUUUUGAAACGUGUAUGUCAUCUCUAUCUUCCGCAUUCUCAUCAGUAGUUCCACCACUCACUGGAUUGGUUCCGAAAUCAUCUCAAAAUCGAAAAUUCAAUCGUGAAAUGGAGAUAUUUUCAAAUGUUACUCAUGGAUUUGGCAUCGUUUCUCAACCCACAUGGAUUCGUCAAAUGUUGAAAAUUGGAGAGAAAAUGGAGGAAAUUGUUAAGAAGGAGAAGAAAGAGAAUGGAAAGAAAGAGAAGGAAUAG